Messenger RNA from Alternaria metachromatica, 1320 nucleotides. RefSeq lists its product as uncharacterized. Lineage: Eukaryota; Fungi; Ascomycota; Dothideomycetes; Pleosporales; Pleosporaceae. Gene Ontology annotation, cellular component: mitochondrion. The transcript is spliced from 3 exons. The coding region runs from base 1 to 1320 and encodes 439 amino acids. The record is from RefSeq and is a predicted model, not a curated record.
AUGGGCAAGACCAGUAUCCCUAUUCCCAAGAUCCUGGACUGGAGCGACGACGCUUCCAACACCAUUGGAAGCGAGUACAUCAUCAUGGAACAUGCACCGGGCGUCUGCUUGGCUUCAAAAUGGCACGAGAUGACAGAGGUUCAGCGAACAUUGUGCAUGAAACCUAUCUACCAGAAAAUGAAAGAAGCCGCCAACCUCGCAUUCCCUGCGUAUGGUAGUAUCUAUCGAACUGACACACCGUACAUCGAGGGUUCCACAAUCCCGCUGGACUCAAACUUCUGCAUCGGACCUAGUUGCGAAGACUUGUACUGGGACAUUAAACCCACCUCACCGAAGUAUUAUCACGAAGUCAAGCCCAACCGAGGACCAUGGCCAUCCCUAUCCACCUUCACCUCCGCCCUCACCGACGUAGGCCUCUCCCGCCUCCCACCCGCCAUCAUAGCCUCGACCCUCCGCCUCCCGUCCUACCACGGCACCAUCUCAGAACACAAAGUCCUACUCGAAUACUGCCGCGCGAUAACAAAACAGAUGAUCCAAACUACGCUCAUGCAAACGGUGUCGACGCCCAUCUUAUUCCACCCAGAUCUGCAUUCUCGGAACAUAUUCGUCUCGGAUGAGGAUCCAACGGUUCUUACGGCGAUACUAGACUGGCAGGCCUCAGCUAUACAGCCAGCGUUCUGGUAUGCGGACUCCACACCUGACUUUGCACAGAAAGAAGUUGUAGAAGUUGCUGCUGAGGAUGAUGAACAAGGGGGAGCAGGAGAUCGAGGACAAGGACAAGAACGAGAACAAAAACAACCCACACACACGCCCGCCAGCACCCUCCGCGCAGAAGCCUUCACCCACCUAAUCCAAUCCCAUCUCCCCCGCGCAAUGCUUAUCCCCCGUACAAUGGACGAAGCCUACCUCCGCCCCUUCACCUACGGCCACAGAUCCUGGCUCCACGGUGCCACCCCCUUCCGCGAGGAACUCAUCCAAACGUCGCGGCGAUGGGGGGAAUUAGGUUUCUCGACGGUAGGACCGUGUGCGUAUCCCAUGCCUAGCCGGGAAGAAUAUGCUGCGCAUUGGGAAAAGUAUAAAGAGUUCGAGGCAAGGCAUACGUUUAAGUUGGAAGUGCAGAAAGUGUUGGGUGUAGAGAGUGGGGGGUGGGUGUGGGCGGAUAUGUAUGACGUGACGAAUAAGGCGCAGAAGGAGUGGUUUGAGGAGGCGAUGAAGGGGGCGGUGGGGGAACGCGGGGAGAGGGUGUGGGUUAGUGAGGAUGGGGAGAGGUUGACGGAGGCGGAGAUUAGAGAUACUUGGCCGUUUGAUUUGGAGGAUUGA